This is a messenger RNA of Lithohypha guttulata, 1368 nucleotides long. RefSeq lists its product as uncharacterized. The coding region runs from base 1 to 1368 and encodes 455 amino acids. Gene Ontology annotation, biological process: carbohydrate metabolic process. The record is from RefSeq and is a predicted model, not a curated record. Gene Ontology annotation, molecular function: beta-glucosidase activity. Lineage: Eukaryota; Fungi; Ascomycota; Eurotiomycetes; Chaetothyriales; Trichomeriaceae. The transcript has 2 exons.
AUGUUUGGAGUCAGCAGCUCUGCUUCACAGAUUGAAGGUGCGACGGCGGAUGGUGGAAAGACACCAACACUUAUGGACAUCCUCAUUCAGGGGGAUCGUCCCAAAGACUAUGUCACAAAUGAGAACUAUUACUUGUACAAACAAGAUAUUGAGAGGAUAGCAGCCAUGGGUGCGCGCUACUAUUCUUUCAGCAUAGCCUGGACACGAAUUCUGCCAUUUGCUCUACCUGGUACUCCUGUCAAUCAGUUAGGCAUCGAUCAUUACAACGACGUGAUAAACUUCAUUCUUGAAAAAGGCAUGAUUCCAGCUGUCACUCUUCUACACUUCGAUACACCUCUCCAGUUCUAUGGCGCGAAUUUGAGCUCAGCAGAGGAGCCUCCGUUAAUAGGCUACGUUAAUGGAGCAUAUCAGAACGAAACCUUUGUGGACGCCUUUGUCAACUAUGCAAGGAUCGUGAUGACACACUAUGGCGACAGAGUUCCGGUCUGGUUCACGUUCAAUGAGCCGCUUUUGUACUCACUCAACGGCAUAUCUAUCGAUCACGUCAUAAAGGCUCACGCUCAAGUGUACCACUUCUACAAGGACGAUCUCGGGGGCACUGGCCAGAUCUCGAUCAAGUUCAAUGACAAUUUCGGUGUGCCAAAGAACACUUCAAAUGGAGCUGAUGUCUAUGCAGCCAACUGGUUCAACUCCUUUCAGCUCGCCACAUUCUGCAACCCUAUCUUUCUUGGUCAAGAUUACCCAGACUCGUUCAAGCGGACCAUUUCGGAUUACGUUCCCCUAUCAGCAGAGGACCUCAAAUAUAUUGGUGGCACGGCUGACUUGCUAGGUAUCGAUCCGUACACUGCAACUGUGAUUACACCUCCGGUUGCCAAUAACAUUGGCAGCAUCGCGCAAUGUGCAGCGAAUAGCAGUGAUGCCAAUUUCCCCUAUUGUGUGAACCAAACAACAGUCAAUCAAUUCGGCUGGAACAUAGGAUACCGUUCACAAAGUUAUGUCUACAUAACCCCUACGUACCUUCGGGAGUAUAUGGAUUAUCUAUACAACACGUUCAGGACCCCCGUGGUGAUUACCGAGUUUGGUUUUCCAGUCUUUGCCGAAGCUGAAAAAGAUCUCUCCGACCAGCUCUUUGAUACGCCUCGUUCGAUCUAUUACCUCAGCUACAUGUCUGAGGUAUUGAAAGCUAUUUGGGAAGAUGGCGUGGAUGUGCGUGGUGCUUUUGCCUGGUCUUUCGCCGAUAACUGGGAAUUUGGAGAUUACGAUGCGCAUUUUGGUAUCCAGACUGUGAACAGAACCACGCAACAGAGAAGGUACAAGAAGAGCUUCUUUGACUUGGUAGAUUUCAUGAAGGCACGCGGUGUGUCAUAA